AUUAUCAAUUGGAUCAAAAGAUGAACCGGCGGAAUCUCUUCUGUUGCUUCAACGUUAUAUAAUUGUUGUUGAUGUUAACGAAUUAGCGACUCAUGAAGAAGUUUAUGUUUGUCAUAAUAAAAAGAAAUGA
Messenger RNA from Ambispora gerdemannii, 130 nucleotides. Lineage: Eukaryota; Fungi; Glomeromycota; Glomeromycetes; Archaeosporales; Ambisporaceae. The record is from the annotation of a GenBank genome assembly.